Molecule: messenger RNA, 327 nt
Organism: Fusarium pseudograminearum CS3096
Lineage: Eukaryota; Fungi; Ascomycota; Sordariomycetes; Hypocreales; Nectriaceae
Exons: 4
Coding region: 1-327 (108 amino acids)
Source: RefSeq, a predicted model, not a curated record
AUGGGUUGGUUCGGUGACGACUCAGACCAAGCUCAAGCGUACGAGCAAGUAACCGAACGUCCUCAUGAGGCAAAGUGGUCCCACGAGUUGAUAGGUGGUGCUGCAGCCUAUGAGGCAGCCAAAGCCUACGAGGACCAUGUUGCUCGAAAUGGACAGCCUGACAGCCACGCUCAGGCGAAGGAGAUCCUAGCCGGUUUUGUCGGUGCCUUUGUUGACCGUGAAGUUGAGACGCGGGGACUGGACUUUGUCGAUAGGGAAAAGGCCAAGCGUCAUGGCAGGGAACAUGUAGAAGAGCAGUUGACUAUCGACAGCAACUCGAGCUGGUAG